Molecule: messenger RNA, 1491 nt
Organism: Closterium sp. Naga37s-1
Lineage: Eukaryota; Viridiplantae; Streptophyta; Zygnematophyceae; Desmidiales; Closteriaceae
Source: the annotation of a GenBank genome assembly
AUGCACGCCCACGGCGUCAACCUGCGCUGCCUAGGGCGGGUGGCGAAGGAGGUGGCUGACGUGGAGCAGGUGUAUCGGCUGUGCGUAGCUGAAAUGGUGGUGAGGGCCACCAAGCACGUUCUUAAAGCUGUUCUCCGCGAGACGCUCGAGCAGGACGUGGCCGGCGCCAUCGCCCACUUCCUCAACUGCUCCCUCCCUUGCUGUCUCCCGACUCCCUCAGUGGCAAAAGAAGUGGCUGACGUGGAGCAGGUGUACUGGCUGUGCGUGGCGGAGAUGGUGGUGAGGGCCACCAAGCACGUGCUUAAAGCUGUUCUCCGCGAGACGCUCGAGCAGGACGUGGCCGGCGCCAUCGCCCACUUCCUCAACUGCUUCCUCGGCACCUCCACCACCACGCCGCCGCCCACGCUCCCCGGCGUCGGGGAUACGGACAAAACGGAGGGCGGCGUGGGCGGCGGCGGGGGGAAGAAGAAGAAGAAGGGGAAGGGGGGAGAGAGGAAGGAUGGGGAGGAGAGGAAGGAGGAGGGGGAGGAGAAGAAGGAGGCGUUUCUGUUUGUGGUGGAUGUGCCGGGGUAUACUCGUAUCACGGCGGAUAUGGCGCAAGACAAUGCCGCACUCGCUUUCCCGCCCGUCACACUCGCUUCCCCACCCGUCGCCUUCACUUCCCCUCCCAUUGCCUUUCACUCUCUGCUGCUCACUCUCUUUCCCCCUGCUCACUCUCUUUUUCACUGCUCACUCUCUUCCCCCCUGCCCACUCUUUUCCCCACCCUUCACUCUCUCCUCUCAUGUUCACCCCCUGUUCUCACCCCUCUUCCCCCCUUCACUCAACCGUUCCCCCCUGCUCAACCUCUUUCCCUCUCCUCACUCUCUUCCCCCCUCCUCACUCUCUUCCCCCCCCACCUCACUCUCUUUCCCCCUGCUCACUCGCUUCCCCCCUCCUCAAUCUCUUUCCCAUGCUCAUUCUCUUUCCAUCUGCUCACUCCCCUUGUUCUCACCCCACUUUCCCCAAUUCUCACCCAUUUUCCCCCUUCACGCUCUCUUACCCCCUCUGCUCGCCCCUGUUUUCCCGGCUCACUCCUAUACUCACUCUCUCCCUCCCUGUUCACUCUCUUCCCCCCUGCUCACUCUCUUUCCCCCCUGCUCACUCUCUUUCCCCCCUGCUCACUUUCUUUCCCCCUGUUCUCAUCCCUCUUUCCCCCUUUCUCACCCAUUUCCCCCCUGCUCGGUCUAUUUCCCCCUGUGCUCGCCCCUAAAAUCCCCUGCUCACUCCCUUACCCCUUGUUCACUCUCUCCCCCUCUGGUCACUCUCUUUCCCCCUGUACUCACCCAUCUUUCCACCCUGUUUACUCUCUAUUCCCCUUCGUUCAACCCUUCCCCCCCCCCAAGUCCUCUCAUUUCCCCUCCUUAACCCCAUGCUUACUGGCUAUCCCCUUUGCUCACCGCCUUCUCCACCCUGCUCACUCUCUUCCCCGCUUCGCUCACUCCUCUGCCUAA